UGCUCCGUAAAGAGCGCGUCGCCGAGAACUUUCUAGCUUCUCGGCCUGGGGGCUUCUGGGAGAGCUGGAAGCCCGCGUGGCCUUCGCACCGAGUGCUUGGGAGAGGCGGCCACGCAGUUCCCGGCUCUGCGGCUGAGGCGAGUUCUUCAGACCCUUGUGAGUGGGAGCGUGGGGUCGGUCCCCCAGCUGGAGAAGGUUGUGAGCAGUGGCGAUGGCAGUGGCAGUGCUGCGUGACUGGUGCAGGUGGAUGGGCGUGAAUGAGCAGCGCUCGCUGCUCAUCCUGGGCAUUCCCGACGACUGUGAGGACCAGGAAUUCCAGGAGGCCGUGAAGGCUGCCCUCCAGCCCCUGGGCAGAUACCGAGUGCUGGGCAAGGUGUUCAGAAAGGAGUUCAGAUCCAAGGUCGCCUUGGUGGAGAUGGCUCAGUAUUUAAACCGAAGUGUGAUCCCCCGACAAAUACCAGGCAUGGGAGGACCCUGGACUGUGGUCUUUCUGCCCCAGGCCCCGGAAUCAGAGUCAGAGGAUACACUCAAUUUCCUUGCACAGACCCAGAGGCAAGCAGGGGUUGCCCUGGCAGGCGAGGCAGGAGCUGGGGAUGGGGCAGGAGCUGGAGGCAAGGCAGCUUCUGGAGGCCAGGAAGGAGCUGGAGGCGGGGCAGCAGCUGGAGGUGAGGAAGGAGGCCAGGCAGAAGCUGGAGGCCAGGAAGGAGCUGGAGCAGAAGCUGAAGGCCAGGCAGGAGGGGAGGCAAGGUCUGGAGGCGGGGCAGGAGCUGGAGGUGAGGAAGGAACUGGAGGCAAGGCAGCAGCUGGAGGCGGGGCAGUGGCUGGAGGUGAGGAAGGAAGUGGAGGCAGGGCAGCCUCUGUGGGCCAGGCAGGGCCUGAAGAGGAAGCAGGAGAGUCAGAUGAGGAGGGAGCCGCUGGGGACGCAGGAAUUGCAGGUUUGUUAGGAUCUGUGAGUGUGGCAGGAGCUGCAGGUGAGGCGGGACCUGCAGGUGAGGAAGGAGCUGUGGGUGUGGCAGGAGCCAUAGGUGCGGGAAGAUCCUGGACCCAGCCUUGGAGCCCGGUCUGGCAGCCUGUGCUGGAAAACAGGGCCUCUAUGAAACUGAGAACCUUUCCUGGAAUGGAAGAGCCACACCGAGAAGAAGAGUCCUUUGAGAGCUGGCUGGAUCACGCCAGCGACACGCUGUACCUGUGGUGCCACAUCACAGAAAGGGAGAGGAGGAGGAGGCUGAUGGAGAGCUUGGGUGGCCCCGCACUGGAUCUCGUGUGCGGCCUCCUGGCAGAAAACCCUGACGUCCCUGCACAGGAUUGCCUGGCCGCGCUGGUCCAGGUGUUUGGGAGGAAGGACACCCCCACGACCGCAUGGCUGAAGUUCCUGACCUGUGGCCAGCGGCCCCAGGAGACUCUCUUUGUCUAUGUGAUUCGCCUGGAAGGCCUGCUGCAGUCGGCCGUGGAGAAGGGGGCCAUCCAUCCCAACCGUGCGGACCAGUUACGCGUCCGGCAGGUGCUGAUGCGGGCCCGCCCCAACGAGAUGCUCGAGAACAAGCUGAGGAGGAUGCGGCUGGACAGGAGACCACCUGGCUUCCUGGGGAUGCUGCGGCUCAUUCAGGAGACCGAGGCAUGGGAGGCCACCGCAGCUAGGAGUGAGCACUUGCAAGUGGAAGAGGGGGCCCGUGUGGGCACCGGAGGCCUGGCCGCUGCCUGGGCCAGUGGAGAGGUUGCCGAAGCCUCCCCAGCCAGGGAAGAUGCUUCCCAGGCUGCCCUGGCCAACCUAGGGGCCAGUGAGGCCGUUCCUGGCAGUGCCGAAGCUGAUACGGCUGCUCCUGAAGCCCAUGAUGUCGCCAGGGCAGCCCUCGUCCCUGAGGAGGCCCCCAAGAUCUUCCCUGCCACGCAGAAAGAUGAAAAUGCUCCCGCCGUGGUAGUACUAAGAGAUACUGUGAGGGAUCUCUUGUAUUCCAGACAUCCAGACACACUCUUCCUUACCUACAUUGUUGAGUAA
Felis catus (domestic cat) is the source of this 1996-nucleotide messenger RNA. RefSeq names its product paraneoplastic antigen Ma6E-like. NCBI's taxonomy places the organism in Eukaryota, Metazoa, Chordata, Mammalia, Carnivora, Felidae. The transcript has 4 exons. The coding region runs from base 212 to 1996 and encodes 594 amino acids. The record is from RefSeq and is a predicted model, not a curated record.